UAAAAAAAAAAAAAAAAAGGGAGCAGAGUUUAGCCGGAUUUGACUUCCACAAUUUCAUAAUCCAAAUAGUAAAUUGUUAUUAAAGAAAAAAAAAAAAAAGUAGUUCAUGACAAUGGUCCAUCAAAUUUCAGAAACAAUUCUUAUUCUUUUUAGUUUCCUUUAAACUCAAAUAUCACAUUUUGAAACGACGUCACUUGUCUGUGACUGGCGUUGGACUGACACGACUCUAACCAAAGCCUUGGUAGUUCAUGCCAAGCGGUUUUUGUAUUCUUCAAAUCAGAUAUAUAACCACUGUCUAUUCAUUCUUUGCCAAUUUUUUCGCUUUAACCUUUUCUUGUGGUUAACCGCUCACGAGUUUAAUCUUUAACCAGAAUUUUAAUGUAGCAAAGUCUACAGAAAGAAACAUCAGUUACCGUCUGUCUUCAGUCACCAAGGAGUCAAGAUGAUAGGAUCGUUUCUAUCAAGAGCCCUUAUAAUGAUUUUUGGGUAUGCUUAUCCAGCUUAUGAAUGUUUUAAAGUAGUGGAGAAGACAGAAAGUGAAAUGGAGCAACUCCUGUUUUGGUGCCAGUACUGCAGGAUUUUAGUUGCGAUGCUUACGGUCUGUGAGAGAGUAGGGGACAAUUUACUCUCAUGGUUGCCAAUGUACAGUGAAGCAAAGUUGGCAUUUUUUAUAUAUCUUUGGCAUCAAAAAACAAGAGGAACAAUGUAUGUUUAUAACUGUUUUUUCCAGCCUUUUGUGAGAAAACAUGAGACUGAAAUUGAUGAUCGUUUGUUGGAGCUUAGAGUUGAGGGUGGGAGGAUGGCACUUGUUUAUUGGGAAAAGGCUGCAAUUUAUGGACAGGCAAAGCUUUUUGAAAUUCUGCAGUUUGCUUCUUCUCAAUCAGCAUUAUGGUGUCACUUUGGUCAGCAAGAACCAAAUGCCGCCACAAAUGGAGAACCUCCUGUUUCUGAUCAGAUUAGCUUGGAUACCAAAGAAAGGCAGUGUAAAGAACCCAACUCACAUUCCCAGCAGCCACAUGAUCAGCCGUCUAAUGAUUUGGAAAAGAUGCCAAAUGAACCAUCAGCAUCAUCAUCCUCCAGAGGAAGUGAAAAUUUAGUAUGCUCUCAGCAAGAAACAGAAACAGUUAUUAGAGAAUCAGUUCAGAUAGCUCGUGGCAAAUGGAGAUUAUUCCGGAGUGCAGCAGCCAAACCGUUAAACGUGUAGUUUCUUGCCUUCAUGUAAAUGCAAGAUGCUUAACUGCAGAAACUGUUUCAAUUAUCAUUUAUCAUGUAAAUGGCUGAUGCAAGUGGGUGACAUUAUAUUCUUAUUUCUUCUUCUUAUUAUUGUUACUAUCAUUCUUUCUCUUCUUCUUAUUAUUGUUACUAUCA
This is a messenger RNA of Ricinus communis (castor bean), 1368 nucleotides long. RefSeq names its product putative HVA22-like protein g. The record is from RefSeq and is a predicted model, not a curated record. The transcript has 7 exons. Bases 443 to 1204 code for a protein of 253 amino acids. Lineage: Eukaryota; Viridiplantae; Streptophyta; Magnoliopsida; Malpighiales; Euphorbiaceae.